Molecule: messenger RNA, 951 nt
Organism: Manis javanica (Malayan pangolin)
Lineage: Eukaryota; Metazoa; Chordata; Mammalia; Pholidota; Manidae
Product: olfactory receptor 10AG1-like
Biological process (GO): G protein-coupled receptor signaling pathway
Cellular component (GO): membrane
Molecular function (GO): olfactory receptor activity; G protein-coupled receptor activity
Source: RefSeq, a predicted model, not a curated record
CCACAGAUGAGCUCUGAAGGGAUGAAAGCUGGGAACAAUGUUUCCACAGUGAUGCAGUUUGUACUCCUGGGAUUUUCUGACCUUCCAAACCUCCAAGGCCUACUAUUUGGACUGUUCUCCAUCAUUUACAUUAUUAUCCUAAUUGGAAAUAGCCUUAUAAUAAUAAUAACCAGGCUUGACCCUGCACUACAGAAACCCAUGUAUUUUUUCCUGGCAAAUCUUUCCUUCUUGGAAAUCGGUUAUGUGUCCGUCACUCUCCCUAGGAUCCUGCUGAACCUCUGGACUCAGGAUAGAAGCAUUUCUGUGCUGGCCUGUGCGGCCCAAAUGCGCUUCUUCCUGCUGCUGGCAGCCACAGAGUGUCUCCUCCUGACUGUGAUGGCCUAUGACCGCUACGUGGCCAUCUGUCGCCCUCUGCACUAUCCCCUAGUCAUGAGCCUCGACGUCUGUGUCCGAAUGGCUGUUGGCUCCUGGAUCGGUGGAAUCCCAGUGCAGAUAGGACAGACAUGCCAGAUUUUCUCUCUGCGUUUCUGUAAUUCUAACCAGAUUAACCACUUUUUCUGUGACAUCCCUCCCAUUCUCAAGCUAGCGUGUGGAGACACUUCAGUACAUGAGAUUUCGGUCUAUGCAGUAGCCAUACUGUUUGUUGCAGCCCCUUUCGUAUUGAUACUCGCCUCUUACAGCAAAAUCAUUUCCACCAUUCUGCAGUUGCCUGGAGUCCAAGGACGGGCCAAGGCUUUCUCCACGUGUUCUUCCCACCUGCUGGUUGUGCUUUUAUUCUUUGGAUCUGCCAUUAUCACCUAUUUAAGGCCCCAAACCAAUCACUCUGCAGGAAUUGACAAACAGCUCUCUCUUUUCUACACCAUAGUGACUCCAAUAUUUAGCCCCGUGAUAUACACCCUUAGGAACAAGGAUGUGAUUGCUGCACUGAGAAAAUUAUUACUUAAAAAAUAA